UGUUUAGAGAUUGUGGAUUUUUGUGUCCAGUGACAUGUACAGCAUGGGUAUCUGGCACAUUGCUGUCCAGAAGUUUCUGACGCAAGUGUUUUCUGACACUUGUGUUUGAGAGGGGCUUGAAUUGGAGAUCAGAUAUUUUUCAAAACUGCUGAUCAGACUACGUAGUGUGACUGGUUCAUAUUCAUCCCCAUUCUUUUGGCGUACACUGACAAUGAACUGACAAAGAUACAGAUUGAGCUCAUUAGCAGGGAUUUCAUGAAUUUUGCGAUUUUCAUUUUUAUCAACAAGGGGGAGGUGAAGAAAUGUCAAACAAAAGGUUGUCCAGUUCAGAGCUGUCAAGAGUGUCUAGAAUUGAAGAUUCAAACAAGCCAUCAAUGCAUGUAGAUUCAGGCUGGAUGGUUGCAUUUGAAUUGCCAUUGUUUGGAAUAAUAAAUUGACUGUACAUGUCAGAAUUCAACGUCAUUAAAUCAUCAGAAAAACCUUUUACCAGUUCAUGUUUUGCCAGUGUCAAAAUUUGACCAUCAUUGAAUAGUUGUACCUUAUACAUAGCAUAGGUACCAAGUGGAUGUAUAAUAUCAACUAUUUUGCCCUUUCCACCAUUUAAACCGCAGUUUACUGUGUCACCAACACGAAAAUUUAUUUUUUCCAUUUUAUUUGUUUGGCGUUCUUUCUAUCAUGACAAGGGAAGUAACUCCUAUUUGUUUACAUUAUUAAGUUAUGAUAUAUUACUCCCCUUGUGUUGGUGCGUAGGAAUACGAAAAGAAGUUCUCACGUGGAGUGUGAGAUCAGCCCAUGUGAGAUAAGAUUUUCCAACACCGCUAUUUUUAGUAACCUUUAGGGAUUUUUCUAUCUGGUUAGUGAGAAAUAUACUUCCUUUUUGCUCAUAAGGAAAACACUUAAACAUAUAUUUGUCGUUUUCUCUUUAAUUUUGUUAUAGUAUGACAAGAUCUUUUAAUGGAUUAACUGAAAUUUAACCGAAUGGAUAAUAUUUGUGUGUUGCUAACUUUAUUUCUUAUUUUACCAACAAUCGAGGCAAAAUGCAAUGAGAAGAAUGGUGUUCACAGUUUUGGUGAUAAUUGCCGUUUUAUGUGUCAUUGCGAACAGAAUACAGAAUGUAACGAAACUACCGGUGAAUGUUCAAAUGGAUGUGCACGUGGAUGGUAUGGACCCGGUUGUCAGUACAGGGAUAUCAUAGAUCAUAAGUUUUCAAAACACUCGAAUAACAGUUAUAGUAAUUUGGCAACUGACGGCAAGAUAGACACGUGUUACCGGGAGUUUAAGAAUAAUAGGACGGAGCAACUGUUCUGGAGCGUUGUGUUAUCUAUUAACGAAACGAUUCAUGAAAUACAGAUUAGCACUAAGGUUAAGUCUUUGGUUUAUUUCAAGAAAUUUACAGUUUUUGUAGGUUAUUCUCGAUUGCCUCGCAGCUAUGAUACUAUUGAUGAACGAGCGUGUUUUAGACAAGGUCACGAUAUUCCAAAAUCAUCAACGUUUAUUGUUUUAUGUAAAAAGCCUGUCAUUGGAAAUGUUGUGAAAAUUGAACUUGCACAAUCACAAAACGUACUAGAACUUUGUGAUGUGAGAGUAAAUGGAGGAAGAAAUUUAGCAUUUAAGCGAACUUCUGCACAAUCAUCAAAAUUCGAAGGAUGCGGAACACAUUUUUGCAAAUCUAGCUUCGCUGUUGAUGGGUAUGCAUCAACUAAAGAUAUCUAUUUUUGUAGUUUAACCGACGAAGAAGAAAAACCUUGGUGGCAAAUGUAUCUAGAUUACAAUAUAAGGAUCUGGAACAUAAAAAUCAUAGAUACCAAUAAUCACAAUCAAAUACCAUAUGUGGUGCAUAUUACAAAUACAAAUGAUACAAAAAUCGGAAAAGAAGGACCGUACGGGAAAAAAGGAGUUUCUCAUAACACACACACACAAAGUUUUACAAUGAAUUCAGCGGGCAAGUUUGUGACAAUAUCUGUAGAAGGAAAACGUAACCUAACAGUCUGUGAAGUAUUUGUUUUUGGAGAUUGCCGAGUAAAUCAAUGUGGGUAUAAUUGCGAGAAAAAAUGUCAGUGUAAACAUGCCACAAUGUGGGAUAGAAUUUCCGGAAAUUGUGCAAUAAGUUGUGACAAAAAGGAAAGAGGUUAUCAAUGCAAUAUGCCCUGCAAAACAGAUGAUGACUGCACCUUUGAGUGUGGAGAAAAUUGUUUUGGAGGUGACUGCAUUCCAAAAUCCGGAGAAUGUACUAAAGGUUGUAAACCCGGAUGGGAGGGAACGUACUGCAAAAACACUUGUGAUCCUGGCUUUUAUGGUCAUAACUGUUUGAAGAAGUGCAGUGACCAUUGUAAACACAGGAAUGAAUACUGCAACAAUGUUGACGGAAACUGCACAUAUGGAUGCAUGGAUGGAUGGAAGGCACCAUUGUGUGACCAAGCCUGUGAUGCUGGUUUUUAUGGUAGAAACUGUACAGAAAAGUGUAGUGAGCAUUGUGCGGGGGGAAACAGAAACUGUAAUACUACUACUGGAUAUUGUGAAAUGGGUUGUCAGUCAGGUUGGACUGGACUGCGUUGUGUCAAUGCAUGUCCUUCUAGAAAGUUUGGUGCAGGAUGUAAAGAGAGUUGUGCUUCCACUUGCAAAAAUGAUGCUUGUGAUCAUGUGAAUGGCAUUUGUCGUGAUGGAUGCAAGCGAGGUUAUCAAGGAGAUAAGUGUGAAAGUGAAUGUCGUGACGGGACGUUUGGUGAAGAAUGUAAGGAGGAUUGUUCUUCUAAUUGUAACAAUAAUACGUGUGAUCAUGUGACUGGUAAUUGUACAAACGGAUACAAGCCUGGCUAUAAAGGAAAUACUUGUGGAGAAAUUUCAGACAACAUUUUAAGUGACGCAAAACCGGAUACAGGAAGUAAUGAAACACGAAAGCUGAAAAUAGCGUUGAUAUGUGUCGGAAUCCUUUGUGCCAUUAUUGUUGUGUAUGCUACAGUAAUAACGAUCUUGUUAAAGCGUAAGGCGACGCAUAACGUAAAAGAUGGGACUAAUGUCAGUUGCAGUGGAAGGGGCAAUGAUGAUGCCAUUACAAACAAAACAAAUAAGACAGAAACUGUAACAGCUGAAGCAGCAACAGAAGCAACAACUGAACUAGCGAGAGUUAACAUAAAUGCCUCUGACGAUGAAUCUCAUCAAUAUACUGAUCUUACUCCUGAUACAGAAGAUGUCGAAGCAGCAUAUGAAACUAUUCAACUUGAAUGACCAUAACUAUAAAAAGUGUUACAUAACGUGUUUUGACAAGGUGUUUACUGCACUCUGAAAUCCAAUUAAUUGUUAAAAGCUUUAAAUUUGAUAUGACAAUGAUAUGUCUUUUAAUAGGGCUUUGUCCUUUAAACUAUUAUAUGCGUUGCGUUGAAAAUUAUGUUUUAUGUGAAAAUUAUUGUUCAAUAUGUAUUUUUUAUGCAUUUCUUGUUGAAAAAGCUUCACUAUAAGCAUUUUUUAAAACUCGAUCAGUUUUUUUUUCAUUAAAAGUAACUGGCAAAAGUUUCGAAUUGUACUAACUCAAACUGGAUAUGUUUCCAAUUGGAAUUUUUUAUUAAUAAUUUUAUGGGAAAUAAUGAAAACUUAUCCAAUUUGAAUUAAAAAAUAUAGUUAAGGUAUGUUUAUGUAUCUUCUAGCCUUAUAAUGAUGAAAUGCAUAGGUUAGACCAUAAAAAUGACCUUUUUCACAAGAUUGUUGCAAUAAUUUCAGAUAUUCUUUUUUACGCUGAUUAGAAUUAUGUACUAAUAAAUUGUUUUCUUCUUGUGGAAGAAGAAGUGACAUGUCACGGAAUUCAACGAAAUCUUGUAGUGCAAUCAAAAAUAUAAGAAACUUCAGACUUAGAUUUAGCAGAUUACAAUUGUGUUGUAUAAACAAUCAGCUUUGAUGUGUACUUUCCAUACGACAUCAAUAAAGGAUGUCGCUCUAUAAUUAUUAGGGUUAAACAAACUGCCUUUUUAUGAACAGGUAUAACUACAUAUUGACACCAUUUUUCUGGGAAUGUUCCAUAACUAAAUAUCUUAUUAAAUAAUUUGCAAAUAUAAGGAAGUAAAGUGUCUAUACCACAAAUGAUAUGUGAAGAUGUGCGCCACUAGUUGCCUUGUUAGACUUUAUUUCUUAACCAUUUCGUUUAUUUCAUCCUUAGAUUUUUGGCUAUUAAAGAGAAAAGAAAGUUCUCAAUGUCAUCCUAAUAUUAUAUUCAUCUGACAAACAUUACAAAUUGCAUCAUGUAAAUUUUCACCAAUACCUCAAUCGAUAUCACCUACAGAAAACAACUGUUUAAAGUGAGUGAAUCAGGUACCAAUACUUAUCUACUAUAUUAUGAAUGUCUGUUACAGGUUUCUUAAAAAUUAUUUAUUUUCUACCAACAUUCUUUGGAGUUGUAAAUGCUUUAAUCAAUAUCAGCUAUUAAUUGUUUUAUAUGCAUAUAUUUUUGUCUACAUAUAUUUUAAAUGAAUGCUUAUUGUCAUUAUCAAUGUUUAAAUAAUGCAAACUUGGACAUUAUCUGAUUUUCGCAGUAAAAACCUAAACACUU
Molecule: messenger RNA, 4537 nt
Organism: Ruditapes philippinarum (Manila clam)
Lineage: Eukaryota; Metazoa; Mollusca; Bivalvia; Venerida; Veneridae
Exons: 17
Coding region: 979-3225 (748 amino acids)
Molecular function (GO): scavenger receptor activity
Source: RefSeq, a predicted model, not a curated record